Vigna umbellata (rice bean) is the source of this 1146-nucleotide messenger RNA. RefSeq lists its product as uncharacterized. Lineage: Eukaryota; Viridiplantae; Streptophyta; Magnoliopsida; Fabales; Fabaceae. The record is from RefSeq and is a predicted model, not a curated record.
CUCCUUCCGAUAUGACUCCGAAGAAGAGCCUCUGGAACUUCAUUUCUGAAAGUCAGCUCAUCCUCAAAGCACAUGCUCGUCACUUCCAUAUUCUAUCUCUCAUCUUCCUCUAUCCCCUCUCGCUCUCCCUCCUCCUCUCUCCCACCAUCUCUAACCUUUUCGACUACUUCUGCACCCAAAACUCUCCCAGCCUUCUUCCACCACAAACAAUCAACCCCAUCUUUCUCCUCUAUUCUCUUUUCCUUUUGGUUUCCUCCAACUGUGGAAUCAUCACCAUCAUCUAUAGCGUUUUCCACUUCUCCCAUGACGAACCCGUGAACCUCCUAUCCGCCAUAAAGUCCAUUUCCACUUCCUUCCUACCCCUCCUCGCCACCAGCAUCGUUUCCCAACUCAUCUUCUUCUUCAUCUCUUUUUUCUACGGUCUUCUCUUGAUUCUUCUCAUUCACGGGGCCAAGCUUUUCCAUCUAACGCUUCUUCCACACUCCUCACCCUUCAUCAUAGGAUUCUUAAUUGUUCUUCCUAUAAUAGUCGUGCAGACGUAUUUGGAAGUUAACUGGAUCCUAGCGAGUGUUAUUGUGGUGGUGGAAUCGUGUUGGGGUAUAAAGCCCCUGAGAAGAAGUGCGAAAUUGAUUAAGGGAAUGAAAGGAGUGGCCCUAUCUUGUAUCUUCUUCUAUGGAUUCUUGGGGUUGAUCGUGAUUUGGAACUUGCUUUAUUUGACGAGGGGUCAUGAUGGAUUUACAGAAAGUUGGUUUGCUGCGGGGUUGAAAUGGGCGCUGAUUCUGUUAUUUUGUUACACCCAGGCUAUUGUUAUGCUUGCUAAGAUUGCUGUUACUACAGUGUUGUACAUAUACUGCAAGGCAAAUAACGUUGAGAUUGUAGAGGAGUUUGGAAAGGAAUAUGUUAGCUUGCCCUUCCAUGAUGAUGGGAAAGUCUCGCAGGUUGUUUGAGUUAUGUGUCUGCUGUGAAAGUGAAAAAUCUAAAUCUCUCUGUAAUGGAUGCCAAUGGGGAUGGUUUUCUCUUAACCCUGAAUAAAUUUAGUUUUGCUCAUAAAGUUUGACAGGAUCAAAUUUUAUCUUUUGUAAUCUGGUAAAAACUAUGAUGGGAAGUGGGUAGUACGAGGAUUUGUGUUUGGUUAUCAGAUCUAUA